This is a messenger RNA of Larimichthys crocea (large yellow croaker), 1574 nucleotides long. Its product is annotated as deoxynucleoside triphosphate triphosphohydrolase SAMHD1-like. The record is from RefSeq and is a predicted model, not a curated record. Bases 86 to 382 code for a protein of 98 amino acids. The transcript has 5 exons. NCBI's taxonomy places the organism in Eukaryota, Metazoa, Chordata, Actinopteri, Sciaenidae.
UUUGAGUUGGAAAAAGGAACUGGCUCAUGCACUUUCUCCAAGGAGCGCUGGGAAUAAGAAGCUGAAUCCAGAAGACUUCGUAAUCAUGGUCAUUACUAUGGAUUACGGGAUGAGAGGCCAGGACCCUAUUGAUGAAAUUAAUUUCUACAGCAAGUAUGACCAUACCGGGGCGAGGAAGAGGAAGGCAUGUAAGGUGUCCAGGAUACGCCCAACGUGCUUUUCUGAGAAGUUGAUCAGGUUUUACUGCAAGAAGACUGAUGACAAGAGUUUCAAAAAGGACAAGGAGAAUUUUGAGGAGUGGUGCAGGAAGAAGGAUUUUCCAGAGUACAGUGAAACACAAGAAGAAGAAGAAGAAGAAAAGAAGAAGAAGAAGAAGAAGUAAUAAUGAUCAAGAUCAAGAUUUUAAGAAAGUAAUUAGGCUGUAAACAAACCAUAUUAACAAAGUUUUCUGGUUUCAGACUCUUGUCCCUUUUAUUGCUUCGUUAUGAUUUAAAAUUGUUAAAAAUAUAUAUUCUAUAUGAUUAGUAUAUUAAUGAGUAAAGUGUAGUAUGUAGGCACAAUUUUCCCUGGAAAAACAAAUGAUAGCACAGAUGAAUAAUAAUAAUAAAUUUUUGGUUUGGGGAUUUCAGAUAUUUAUGCUGUUUGGUUUUGAUGUUUAUCAUGUGGAUUAAUGUGGAAACAUGAUUAGAUAUUUUGAGUGAUGUUUAAUUAGUGGGGGUGAGUAUAUUAAUGAGCAAAGUGUAGUAUGUAGUCACAAUUUUUCCCCAGAACAAAUGAUAUACAAAAGGAUCCAUCACUGCAUCAUCAGGGAAUGUAGAGUACUUGUUUUUGUUUGUUUGUUUGUUUUAGAUUGAUCAUUUUGAAAUCAGACUCCAUUCUCCAUCUGAAGCUGUGUCUCAUUUUUAACAGCCAAAUCAUACCAUUAUGUAAUUCUGUUGUGAACAAUGAAUCAUGGUUACUUAAAAUAUCUUUGUGUGACACUGGAUAUGUGUGUUUUCUUCAUAUUUAGACUUCUUUGUGUAUUCCUUAUAGUCAGAGCAAGCUGUAAAGCACUACAGGAUGUUAUCUAAUUAAUUUUUGGUUUGGGAAUUUCAAAUAUAUAUGCUGUUUGGUUUUGAUGUUUAUCAUGUGGACUAAUAUGGAAACAUGAUUAGAUAUUUUGAGUGAUAUUUGAUUGGUGGCAGUUUUUGGUGGUGGUUAUUGUGAUUGGUUGUUGGUCAUUUCCUCACCUACAGAAUUUAUCAUUACUUAUUUACUGUUGAUUUCUUCAUUUAAUUUUAAAUGUUUGUUUUUAUUGGUGGAAUUAUUUUAUCCUGAUUUUUGUCUUUGUUUUGAAUUAUUCUACCUUUUGCAACUGGCUCUUGAGAAGCACUUUGUAAUUCAUCUAUCAAUCAUCUAUCAUCUAUUUAUGGUUAGAAUGACAUAGACAAACUUUGUGUAUCACUGUUUUUUGCUCAUUGUGUUAAAUUAUUAUAUUCUUCAUAUGUAAUGGGGCUAUAAAGGGAAAACUGAUGAGGUUAUUACAACCUUUAAUGUUAUUCAUAUUCAACAGAUUGUGUCUGUAAUCUCUAUCU